Cynara cardunculus var. scolymus (artichoke) is the source of this 1571-nucleotide messenger RNA. Its product is annotated as protein PIN-LIKES 7-like. Gene Ontology annotation, cellular component: membrane. The transcript has 11 exons. Gene Ontology annotation, biological process: endoplasmic reticulum to cytosol auxin transport. Bases 222 to 1484 code for a protein of 420 amino acids. The record is from RefSeq and is a predicted model, not a curated record. NCBI's taxonomy places the organism in Eukaryota, Viridiplantae, Streptophyta, Magnoliopsida, Asterales, Asteraceae.
UUUUGUUCUUCUAUCAUAUCUCACAAAUGAUCAACACAUCGCAACACGUAACUGAAGCAUUUCAAGGAGAUACGAUAUUCAAAUCGCUUUUGAUCUGAUUCAUCCAGCUUUCAGCCGACUUAUGCACACUUGCAAAUAUCAGAGGAGCCGUUCAGUCCAAUUCAGGGACAUUUUUGCACAUAACGUAUAAAGAUUUAAAUCAAGAAUAUAUUUCAUCAAGAAUGGGUGUUUUGACGUUGUUUGAGGUGGCUGCGAUGCCAAUAGUGCAGAUGCUAAUCGUGAGCGUGGUAGGGGCCGUCAUGGCUACAGAACAUUUCAAUCUGCUUUCCAACGACACCCGCAAAGCCCUUAACAAGAUUGUGUUCGUGGCCUUUACCCCGUCUCUCAUUUUCGCAUGUCUUGCAGAGAGUGUCACCUUUCACGACAUCGUCUCAUGGUGGUUUAUGCCUGUGAAUAUUGGGAUAACAUUUUUGUGUGGAGGGACAUUGGGGUGGAUAGCAGUGAAACUGAUCCGACCAGAGGCACAUAUAGAGGGCCUUAUCAUAGCAAUGUGUGCAACAGGGAACUUGGGAAACAUUCUUCUCAUAAUCGUUCCUGCAAUUUGCACUCAGAGCGGCAGCCCUUUCGGAGAUCAUGAUGUUUGUAAAGCUAAUGGACUCUCGUAUUCAUCAUUUUCCAUGGCGUUGGGGUGUUUUUAUAUAUGGACAUAUACGUAUCAAUUGAUAAGAAACUCGUCUCUGAAGUACAACGCAAUGAAAGAGGCCGAGAAUUUGACAAAGGAACCAAACAAGAACUUGGAUGCAAAUGAAAAGAGUCGCCUUCUAAAUAAAGAAGGUCAAGACCAAAGUGGUGUAAUCGUGCCAGUAUCAUACGCGACGAGUAUGGACCCAGAAAACCAAACUAUGGUCUAUGAAGAAUCAACAAGCAAGGAGAGCGAUGUAGGGUCUUCUUGGAGUACACUAAAGGAAAAUCUACAAAAAAUAUUGGAUGAGCUAUUAGCGCCUCCAACCAUGGGUGCCAUUGCAGGAUUCAUUUUUGGCACAGUUCCGUGGCUGAAAAGCCUUAUUAUUGGCGAUGAUGCUCCAUUGCGGGUGAUCCAAGACUCUAUCACAUUACUCGGGGAUGGAACUAUACCCUGCAUCACCCUUAUACUAGGAGGCAAUCUGAUUCAAGGUUUGCGAAACGCAACCAUAAGACCGCUUAUCAUCAUCACGAUCAUCGUAGUACGAUACGUGAUCCUUCCCGUAAUCGGAAUCGGAGUUGUUAAGGCAGCUGGGGCUCUGGGAAUACUUCCAUCAGAUCCUCUCUUUAGUUUUGUGCUAAUGAUCCAGUUCAUUGUGCCUCCUGCCAUGAAUAUAAGUACAAUGACACAAUUAUUCAACGUUGGACAAGCAGAGUGUUCAGUGCUUACUAUGUGGACUUAUAUAGCUGCAAUAUUUGCACUUACAGGAUGGUCAACGGUCUUCAUGUGGAUCUUGACUUGAAACUUCCAUUUUUUGGCCUUUUCACAAAUUAUAUACUCUUUCCUUAUUCUUUUUCUUCAAUUCAACAUUUUUUAGUAGCUUUUUAAU